This is a messenger RNA of Humulus lupulus (European hop), 810 nucleotides long. RefSeq lists its product as uncharacterized. The transcript has 3 exons. The record is from RefSeq and is a predicted model, not a curated record. Bases 1 to 810 code for a protein of 269 amino acids. Lineage: Eukaryota; Viridiplantae; Streptophyta; Magnoliopsida; Rosales; Cannabaceae.
AUGAAUUUCAAUAUUGGAAGCCCAUCAGAGUCAUUAUACUUUGAUGGUGAAAAUGCUGAUGAUGAUGCAAAUCUAAUUAAUUACAUUGAGGUGAUUAGUGCAGAAGAAGAAUCACGAAUCACCAUGAAUGCAAACAACAACAUCUGCAUGGUUCGCUAUCUCAUUCAACUAAACAAAGAGGCAGUCCAUAGAGGCUCAGUUCUUGGUCAUAGAACUAUCAACUGCGAUCGUGAAAGUGUUGAUCGUCAUGACAACUAUUUUGUGCAGAGAAGGGAUGUCAUGGGAAAACUUGGGUUGUCUAGUCUUCAAAAAAUCACUGCCGUGUUUCGAAUGUUAGCAUAUGACAUCCCAGCAGAUGCCGCCGAUGAGUACAUAAAAAUAGGAGAGUCUACAACUAUUGAAAGUUUGAAGAGAUUCUAUCGUGCAAUUGUGGAGCUUUUUACUGAUCAAUAUCUAAUAUCACCUAACGCUAAUGGAAUUUCUAGGCUACUCCAUCUUGGUUCCAACAAUGAAAUUAAUGUGUUGGAGGCAUCCCAUCUUUUUUCCAAUCUCGCUUCAGGUAUUGCUCCUCCUGCUCAUUAUGUUAUUCAAGGAAAAGAAUAUAACACAAGUUAUUAUUUAGCUGAUGGUAUAUACCCGAAAUGGUCUACUCUUGUACAAACUAUCCAUGAUCCACGAGGCACUAAAAAGAAACAUUUUUCCAUGAAACAAGAAUCAUGUCGGAAUGAUGUAGAAUGUGCAUUUGGAGUUCUUCAAUCGCGUCUGCUAGAGCAUCACGUUUUGGGAACAAACAUGUGUUACAUGAUAUAA